This is a messenger RNA of Uloborus diversus, 4173 nucleotides long. RefSeq names its product sentrin-specific protease 6-like. Gene Ontology annotation, biological process: protein desumoylation. Gene Ontology annotation, cellular component: cytoplasm; nucleus. The coding region runs from base 381 to 3746 and encodes 1121 amino acids. Gene Ontology annotation, molecular function: SUMO-specific endopeptidase activity. The transcript is spliced from 20 exons. Lineage: Eukaryota; Metazoa; Arthropoda; Arachnida; Araneae; Uloboridae. The record is from RefSeq and is a predicted model, not a curated record.
GGAAUGGACUUCUGCUAACAUCACCAAAUCUGCAAAAUCAAAGUCUUUCUAUUUCCAUUGUUGAUAGUGGUAAAACAGCAACUUUAGAAGCAUCGGUAUCCAGAGAUACAAGAUCGAAGCAAAGCACCUUGGAUAAACAUAUUGCUACUAAAAAUCCUACAGUUGUCAAUGACUCAAAAAAAAUAGUGAAAACACCUGUUGCGGAAAAAGUUUCUUCAUCUCAAAACAGAUCAACUCCCACAGAAACUAAAUCAACUCAUGUGGCCACUAAACAGUGUUCAUUUUACGAAGCUAAUUCUUCUGUUCAGUCCAAAACAAAUCAGCUUCCUCAGACCUCGUCUGAAAAUAAGAAUUUCAGCCCUCAACCUAGGACCAAUUCAAUGUCUACUGAAAAUAAAGCUACAACUAAUGCGACUCGCGUAAUGCAAAAUCUCUCAUCAGCAUCAGAUUGCAAAGUUCAAACUAUUUCUGCUCGACUUCUACCCUCACAGAGCAGGAAUGUUCAAAAUGUAAACGUGCUUGUUGUGGAAAAAUCUAACCCGCAAAAAGCGACACCACAUAGGGGAGCUUCUAUGACCCCAAGGACACCAAUUUGUGAAUCAAAAACACAAAUGGCUCAAAGCAGGGUCUCUCAGAACCAUCCAGCUAGGUUUGAAGGUAAUAGUACCAAUCAGGGUAAUAGGAGCUCUUCAAAUGUAAAUAUUCUACCAGAAAAAAAUACUCCUAGAAUAGCUUCAACAGUCGAAUCUAAAGGACCAGCUGCUAGAAUGUCAAAAGAAUUACUUGAAGCAAAAAGUCAAGCAAAUACGUCUGGCAGAAUAGUGACAAGUAUUCCAGAAACUGUAACUACAAACAGCCAAAGUAGAGUAAAUAAAAAUAUUUCUAAUAAUUUUAUAGAAAACAGAACAAAUAAUAUUCAACGCAAUAUAGUUAUGAUAUCGCCAGAUGGUAGCAUAAAUAAAAUUACUCCUCUCAGACAAAUAGAUUUCAAAGGGCAAAAAGCGUUAAAUACUUCUACUCCAAGUGUUUCCGUUCAAGAAAACAAGAGUCAAGGAGUUGAGGGAAUCACAAAAUCAUUUACUCCAAAAUAUGUUAUUGCUGAUAAAAUGCAUGAAAUCGGCGUUAAAAGAGAAGCUAUUAAAAGACCUGUGACUAGUACACCUGUUGCUAAAAAGAAAUGUGUCACCAGAAGCCCAGCAGGAAGGAAAACUGGAAUAAACUUGAAUUUGGUCGAAGAAAUUCCUGCUGAUGAACAGCAACAUUUUAUAAAUAAUUUAAAAAACCGUCCUGCUGGUUUGUCUAUUACUCCUAUAAAUUCAAAAUCAUGUCCUACAGUAAAUCCUAAUUCAAGUGCAAGUUGUGUUAAUACCAGUUCAAAGGUUGACACUGGACAUAGUGACCCAAUAAUAGAAGAACCACCUGAUGAAGAUUCCAACCCUAUGUACUGUUCAAAAUGCAAAAUUUUUGUGGCCUGCUCCUCUCAAUGGUGUCCAACGUGUAACAAUAAAUUAUCAUUACCUUCACCUACAGAAUAUAAAAUACAACCUAUGGAACCCAAUUAUGUUGUAACACAAAAUGUUACUAAUGUAACAGUAUCUAAAAGGAUAAUUAUUAACCGCCAUGAGUUACUACAACCAGGUAAUCGAAGUUUUCACAUACAAAAGCAGGUUCUCAUUGAAACAGGUUCAGUAGUUCAGACCUCUCCUCGUUCUAAAGGUCGUCCAAAAAAGCGUCCAAGAGAGCCAGUUUGCUUGACUUUGUCUUCUGAUGAGGAGGAGCCAACACAAGAAUUUAAUUCAUAUCAAGAAGAAAGUGCUUCAAAUAUGAAAAUUUUCCCUAUGGAAUCAGAAGGCAGCAAAUCUGAUCAAUCUGGGCCAGAACUCCAGGAAGAUGAGGAAAAUGAAGAAUCUGAUGAUGAAUUUCCUGGAGUGACCGAUAUACAUCCCAAGAUGCAUCCUGAGGAAGAAGAAGAAUUUGAUGAAGAACCGGACGAAGAAGAAAUGAUGGCAAUGGAAGAAGAUUGUGAAGAAGAGGAAGAGGAGGCAUUAUCUGGACAUGAAGAGGGAGAAGAAGAGGAGGAGGAAGAAGAAGUUCCACCCGAAGAUGAGGAAGAAGAAAUGAUCCAAGAAAAUGAAAAUUCUAACGGACCUCAACAAGUAAUGAAAUGCCGCAGUAUUAGAAUUGGUUCUUAUAAAGUUCAUCCAUCUCGGACUAAUCAUAUACAUGUAUUUUUGGAUCCAAAUAGUAUUCUAUUUCAUGCUCCUCCUGUGAGGGAAAUAGCAUGUGUUGGCCUUAGAAAUAUUGUGCUGAAAAGUUCUGAUAUUACUCGCAUACUGGUUCACUUUGGAAGGUGCCUGCCUAUUGUUUUUGUAUAUACCACAGCAGCAUUUGGUGAAGCUCUUAGAAGAACCUUAGGAAUGGUUGAAGGAGAAACACCUUACUUUGAUCCUACAUCCAGUGAUGAUAGACAAGAAAAAAUAACACUUCUAAUAGACCAAAUAACAGAAGAUCAUCGUCGUUUUCUUCGUGAGGUAUUUCCUGGUGAUCAAAAAGUUAAGGAAAUUGAUCAAAAAACUGCUAAUGAAAUUUUGGUCAAGUCUACUCCUCAGCAGCCCCAGCUUCAGAGUGUACCGUUGAAGCCAGAGCCAAUUGCCGAAUGUCAAACAAGGUCAAUGGCAGCUCUGCAACAACAGCAAAUGACAAUUAAAGCUGUUCCUCCAAAACCUGUAACAAAAAUACUAACUUAUCCACCACCACCUCAAACGGGUGGAAUACCUAUAACAAGUGAAGACUUGGCCUGCUUAAAUGAAGGAGAAUUUUUAAAUGAUGCUAUUAUUGAUUUCUAUUUAAAGUAUGUGUUCUAUGAAAAGUUAUCCGAGUGCUUCAGAGAAAAAACCCAUAUUUUUAGCUCUUAUUUUUAUCCAAGACUCACUUCAAAAACUGACAAGCAAAAGGGAGAAGAUAAGACUGUGCAAGUGAGACGCCACAGUCAAGUCAAAACAUGGACAAGGCAUAUAGAUAUAUUUUCAAAAGACUUCAUCAUCAUUCCUAUCAACCAAAAUGUUCACUGGUUUUUGGCAAUAAUAUGCUAUCCUGGACGGGUUCCUGAUGCUCCCACUCCAUCUGUUAAUGAAGAAGCAAACAAGUCCUCUGAUAAUGUGACUUCCACAAAUGAUCAAGAUGAGGGAAAUAAAUCCAUAAAUAAAGACCAAAAUAUUAGUGCUGAUGGCAUUGGCACAAACAAUGAUGAAAACUCAAUGCAUAGUAGUAAUAACUCACUUUAUGAAGCUGAAGAAUCUCCAGAUUCUGAAGAGCCUCUUCCAGAAGCGCCUGACAGUAGUACACAUCCUGAUGUAGUGCAACAAAAUCAAAGGAGAAAAGAAACUCCUUGUAUAUGUAUAUUUGAUUCGUUGAGUGGACCAAAUAGAUGGAAAAUAGCUGCUACAUUAAGAGAGUAUUUGGAAAUGGAAUGGCGAAUGAAAAAGGGGACUAAAAAGUUUUUUGAUAGGAAUACAAUGCAAGGAUGUGUCAUUAAAUGUCCUCAACAAACUAAUUAUAGCGAUUGUGGUGUUUAUUUAUUGCAGUAUGUUGAAAGUUUCUUUGAAAAUCCUAUUCCUUAUUUUGGUAAUCCAAUGCCUGAUCUGUCUAACUGGUUCCCUGAAAACAAAAUAGUUAAAAAACGACAAGAAAUCAAAGACCUCAUUUUGACUUUGCAGAAAAAACAGUCCCCAUCUUCCGCUAGUUGAAAGGCAAAGAAAUCACUUCACAGUCUGAAAAUUCAUUACAUUCUGCAUUUAUAUUGCCAGUGUAUGAAACAAUGGAGUAUUGUGUGCAGAACUAUAGCAUUGAUUAUAAAUAUUUUUCUCUAAAUCUUGGGUUGGAAAUGUGUAGUUUUGUUGGUGAUUCAUGCUUUUACCAUUAGACAGGCCACUUGAAGUGCUGUUUAAAAACAUUUUGUGCACCUGUUAUUGAGUAUUGUAUAUAAAUAUAAUCAUAUUUGUCCACUGUCAUUUUUAUACAUUAAAUUUUCUUUUGUUACAUAUGUUUUAUUGAUAACUCAAAAUAAAAUACACAUCAACUGCAUGUCUGUUCAACAUUAUUAUUAUUAUCUUUAUUAUUAUUUAAAGGAGAUGUAAUUGUCAGAUGUAAGUACCUUUUGUAAAAAUAAAAAGA